AUGAGUGAACAUCGAGUCAAUGCUGCACAAGACGCGGUCAUUAAAGUAUUGGUCCUUGGGGAUGCAGCUACGGGAAAAACGAGUAUUAUUAAACGAUAUGUGCAUGACGCUUUUUCCGAACACCAUCGGACGACAAUUGGUGUGGAUUUUGCACUUAAAGCAGUGACUGUAUCGGGUACAACUGUCCGUCUGCAACUGUGGGACAUUGCCGGCCAAGAACAUUUUCGAGCUCUUAAUCGAGUUUACUAUAAAGAUGCAUUGGGAGCAUUAUUGGUGUACGAUAUGUCUCGUCCAGAGACGUUUGACAGCAUUCUCAAGUGGAAGAAGGAGAUUGAUGCCAAAGUGGAGCUACCUAAUGGUAAAUCCCUGCCAGUCAUUUUGUGUGGUAAUAAGUGUGACCUGAAGGACGACGUUGACCGGGAAUUCUUGGACGAAUUCUGUAAGACGAACAACUUUACGGGCUGGUUUGAUACCUCGGCGAAAGGAAAUAUCCACAUUGAUGAUGCUGCCAAGGCAUUGGUAACGGGUAUAUUGGAACAUCAGGAUAUUUUCGAGCGAAAGUCAGAAGCGAAGAAACGCAAUGAAACGUUUCGUCCCACGAGUGCUGCCAAUGGAGGCAAUGCAAACCGAUCCAAUUGGUGCUGCAACAGCUUUUAA
Messenger RNA from Peronospora farinosa, 657 nucleotides. The record is from the annotation of a GenBank genome assembly. NCBI's taxonomy places the organism in Eukaryota, Oomycota, Peronosporomycetes, Peronosporales, Peronosporaceae.